Molecule: messenger RNA, 1302 nt
Organism: Rhododendron vialii
Lineage: Eukaryota; Viridiplantae; Streptophyta; Magnoliopsida; Ericales; Ericaceae
Product: probable LRR receptor-like serine/threonine-protein kinase At3g47570
Exons: 2
Coding region: 104-1219 (371 amino acids)
Biological process (GO): protein phosphorylation
Molecular function (GO): protein kinase activity; ATP binding
Source: RefSeq, a predicted model, not a curated record
GUGCGGAGGAGUUGAAGAACUGCAACUUCCUGCAUGUCCAACAAAAGUAUUGCAGAAAAAGAAAGGACCCCUCAACAACAAAGUGAUUAUACCGGUAAUCACUAUGUUGUUUAUUGUUGUGAUCCUACUCUGUGUCGUAACAAUUACUUUUCGAAUUAGAAGGUCAAGAAGAGAAAUUUCUUCGGCCUUACCUUUCCAAAGGGAGUACCCGAAACUCUCUUAUGCAGAACUUCACCAAGCAACCAAUGGGUUCUCUUUCGACAACUUGAUAGGUAAAGGAAAAUAUGGUUCUGUUUUGAAAGGGAUUCUUGACUCUACUGGACAAACAAUUGCUGUGAAGGUAUUGAAACUUCAAGAACGUGGAGGGAAUAGGAGUUUCCAAGCAGAAUGUGAAGCACUGAAGAACAUUCGCCACCGCAAUCUGGUCAAGAUAAUCACAUCUUGCUCAAGCAUCGAUUUUAAGUGCAAUGAUUUCAAGGCUUUAGUUUUCGAGUUCAUGGAAAACGGGAGCUUAGAUAACUGGUUAUACCCAGAAUGUCUUCAUGAGCAACGGGGAACUGCGAGCUUGAACCUUAUUCAACGUUUAAACAUCGCCAUUGAUGUGGCUUCUGCAUUGGAUUAUCUUCACUAUCAUUGCGAAGUAGCUAUCAUUCAUCGCGACUUAAAGCCAAGCAACGUUCUUCUUGACGGUGAUUUUUGUGCCCAUGUGAGUGUCUUUGGUCUUGCAAAGAUUCUUUUACCAACCACAUGUGAAUCCAACAAUCAACAACAAUCAAGUUCAACUGCAAUUGGAGGAACAAUUGGAUAUGUUGCUCCAGAAUAUGGUACGGGUGAAGAGAUAUCAACACAAAGUGAUAUGCAUAGCUAUGGAGUGUUACUAUUGGAAAUGUUAAUCGAAAAAAGACCAACUGAUUGCAUGUUCAAUGACACUCUUAGCCUCUCUGGUUACAAAAAACGGUUUCUUCCAGACAAGGUAUUAAAGAUCGUCGAUCCCCAGAUCAUAUUGGAAGAAGAAAGGCAUCCAAGUGGGACUAGGCAAACUAUCACACCAAGCACUAAUAAACUUGAGGUUUGCCUUGUCUCAAUCCUUCAAAUUGGUGUUUUAUGUUGUGCUGCACUGCCCGGUGAGAGAAUAAAUGCUAGAGACGUCCUUGCGGAACUGGACAAGAGUAGAAAAGUAUUUCUUGAGUCGAGGGAACAAGGCCGGCAACAUGGUUAGGACGAACGAUUCUUAACUGAAUCAUGCGUGUAGCUUGUUUUGAUGUUCUAGAAAUAACUCUCUUUCUUAUCUCUCUGCAUUAG